This is a messenger RNA of Caenorhabditis remanei, 3117 nucleotides long. RefSeq lists its product as uncharacterized. The record is from RefSeq and is a predicted model, not a curated record. Gene Ontology annotation, biological process: innate immune response. Bases 1 to 3117 code for a protein of 1038 amino acids. The transcript has 8 exons. Lineage: Eukaryota; Metazoa; Nematoda; Chromadorea; Rhabditida; Rhabditidae.
AUGCAUGGAAAUGUGGAUCAAUCUAUUGUGAUGGAAAGUUGUCUGGAUAGAAAGAUAUUGACUACUAUAAAUUUGAAUGUGGAAGAUGAUUUGAGGAAGGUGGUGGAGCUGGACCAUUGGAGAAGUGAAGAGAAGAAGCGAUUUGAGGUUUUGGUCAAUUUUUAUGGGACGGUUGGGAGUGAAGAAGAGAUGAAUGUAGUUAUAGAGGCAUUCUCCCGCUACCUCUUCCUCCAAGACAUCACUGUAAUUGCCGACUCCCUGGAGCCAUCCAAAAUCUGCGAACUCCUUAAAAUCCCAUUUCUCUGGGAUGACACCAGACGUAUCAAACAUCAAAUCCUCCUAGCAGCCGACGAGAAAAUUGAAAUCCGACUAACCGAAGGUGUUGAUGAUCUUGAGUUCUAUAGAAAAAGUGUGCACCCGCAUAUCGUCACUACCUUUGGUAAUGGCUUCCAACACAAGAUUUCGAGGGUUCAGGGAGACAGGUCCAACUGGAUGAGAGUUUUUACGAAUACCACGAUUCUGGAGGUUAUAUUGGAUUAUGCGCAAUGUUUUGGGAUAAACAACCUCCGCCGGACAUGUCAUCCCAUUCAGGACACCAUUGACUACCUCAAACCGAGCCCCAUGAUCGACUCCUUAUACAUUGGACUACCGGAAUCGAACAAGUUGACCUGUCUGAUCGAACUCGGGAAUGGCAUUGAAAGAUCUGUGCACUAUGAUCAACAAGAGCAUACAUGUGUGGUUUUCAUGAGAGUGAAUCAGAUGGAGUUCCCUGGCGAGAGUUAUCAGAAUCUGUUUUUGAAACAUUUGAAGGAGAAUUUGAAGUUCCAGAGGGCACCUAUGAAAGAGAUACAUUUCGAUUACUUUUAUAUGGUUGAAGCUGCGGAUUUUUCGAAAUUUCUAAAACUAGUCCAAGAGUAUCUGAAGACUCGGAACCAAGCAAUUAGAGUCAAAAAGUUUAUUAUGACAACUUCAACGCAAGACGACUUGGUAUCAGUAAUUCCUUAUCUCUGCUCACGGUCCCUGAAGACGAUAGAAGUAAAGAGUCGAUAUGAAGAGAAGCUGGAAUCCGGAGUGGAUAAGUUGGUGGCAUUGGAUCAAUGGAGACAAGCAGAGGAGUUGCUAAUGAGAGAAGAUACGAUAACAACACCAUUAGGAAAAAUAGGAUUGGAGGGUUUUCAGAAAGCGGAUGUUUUGUUGAGCACGAUUUCUUCGAGGGAUGUUUUUGAGCUGAAAACGAAACUUCUCACCUCCUCAACCUUCCAAAAACUCAAAAUUUCCUUCAACAGCUCCACCAUCGACGGCUUGAUCUACAACCUACUCGGAAUUCCCUAUGCAUACUAUUUCGAGUACCAACAGGAGGAAAAGAACGAGAAAAAUACUAAGAUUAUAUGCAAGAGAAAUGGAAAAACGGAGAGUGAGUUGGAAGUGAAGGACAAAGGUUUUAUGGAGAUAUUCUAUGAAGAUUUAAAAGUAAUUCUAACUGAGAACAACCUACUUUUAAACUUCUUCACAAUAAAUGUUGAGCUGGAACAGGAGUAUCGUAAGUACUGGAGUACCUGUGGUGUGUCUCAGAACCUUUGUGACUGGAUCCGGAGUGUCAUUAAUUUCAAAAAAAAUCAAGUUGAGAAUUUGAAGUUCAACGGAAAUGUGGAUCAAGCGAUAUCAAUUUUGAGCUGCUUCCAAAAUGUCAAAACAAUAAAAUUGGAUUUGAGGAAAAAAGAUGUUCAGCUGAAGAUGCUAUUGGAUUCAGAUGUUUGGAAUAAUUUCAACGAGUUUAUGCUGGAUUUUGUACUGGAAGAAGUGACUGAGGACAAUUUGAGUGAUGUGAAAGAGGCAUUCUACCAUUCCCCUGCAUUCACCAACAUCUCUAUCACAACCGCUGUUCUUGACAAGACACCAAUAUACAAGAUAUUUGGAACAUCAUUUGCCGUGGACCCAAUCCUUCUUAGCCUGACAACUCAAAUACCCAUUUCUCCUGACGGCGAAGAACAAUUGCAUAUUUCUGUGUCCAGAAUGUUCCAAAUGAUCCAUUUCUCAAGAGUCAAAAAUGGAGUGAAAGAUUUGCUUUAUGUACCAGGUUUACCGAAAAAUGAACCUGAAUUUUUGAUGGUGCCUGACAGCGGAAAAGAUUGGUUAAAGGUAUUUGCAAACCCAUUAAUUUUGGAAGUAAUAUUGAAAUACGCGAAUCUUUUCGGGAAACACCUUCUUCGAAAACUCUGUAACCCAAUUCGACUAUGCGUGGAACUUGUCAAACCUGACCCUCAAAUAAAAUCGAUAUUCAUUUCUCUGGAAGACUCUACGACCAUUGAUGUCAAGGUUACGCUGAAAAAUCUACACGUGAAGCUGAUCAGAUAUGAACAGGAAGGAGAUGGAUGUGCUAUAAGUGUGUAUCGGAUUAACCCACAACGGAUUGCUGGCGUAGAUCAUAAGAACAUGUUUUUGAAUAACUUGGUAGACAACUUGAAGGGUCAGAAGAAUAAUCUGGAAGAGUUCCGAUUGGAUUUUGAAGAUUCUGAUGGUUCAGACUUCCUGGAGGUUUUUGGAUACACUGUCCAAAAUGCCUCUAUCAAAACUGAAAAGCUCAUCACAACUGUUCAAAACCAAGGUGAUCUGUUAAAACUUCUUCCAAAACUUUCCUCUCUUAAAUCAAUCAACCUGGAAAGUUCAACGGGAAAAGCUCUCAUGCUGGAUAUCGACAAAGUUUCAAAACUGGAACAAUGGAUACAAGCGGAGGAGUUAAAAAUGGAGAAUAUAGUGGUGUUGACACCGGUUUCGGAUAUGGAAAUUGUGCAUUUUGAAAAAGCGGAUAUUGUGGUGAAUCAGAUGGGUUCAAUGGACGUUUUUGAGUUGAAAAAUAAACUCCUCACCUUCCCAACAUUCAAAAGACUCCAAAUCUCCUUCGAAAACUCGCUUAUCGACGGAACAUUCUACCAACUAAUGGGCGCCCCAUUUACAAUGACUAUUCAUAAAAGUAUUUUCUAUUACAAAAUACCAAAUAAUCCAGAUUUCGCUCUCCAUAUCCUCUAUCUUUCCACCCGCAAAUCUAUCACUUUUUCACGCGUUGAAAUCUCUGUAGUCCCUGCAAACGGUUUUGAAGAGAAUCGAGUGGAAAACUGA